Auanema sp. JU1783 is the source of this 684-nucleotide messenger RNA. The record is from the annotation of a GenBank genome assembly. NCBI's taxonomy places the organism in Eukaryota, Metazoa, Nematoda, Chromadorea, Rhabditida, Rhabditidae.
AUGACCCUUUUCUAUGCUUUGUUUAUUUUCAUUUUCGACACGGAGAGUGAGCCAACGAUUGGAUGGGUUGGAUCACGACCAGGAGUCACAUGUCAUUACCGAACAGGACAAGUUCUGAAAAUUCCGACAGGAGCUUUAACACUCCCUGGAUGGUAUUUGAUUUGUUAUGUGAUGCCUGACGGAUGCCAAACAUGCAUAUUGGAUAUUUUGUGUGAAAAUGAGUUUAUGGAAGCUUGUUCUGACAAGUAUAUUCUAAGCUCUUCUCCAAUAUCUUCAAAUUCUUCCAUUGAUUAUUGGGUUCAAAUUGGCAAGAAGUUUCCUUUCGCUCAAUCUUCGAGUGUUGAGCUGAAUGUAAGGAACCAGCGAACAAAGAAGUUUGUAACCACAGAGCACAUGAAAGCACAGGUUGAUACGAUAACUAAUUUGACCAUUCAUGGCUUAGAGCCACAUGAGUUUUAUAAUGUUGAACGUUGUCUUCGUGUGAAACUACCUUUAGCACUCACAUCAGAUGCUCGAUUCACGUUUUCCGAUGACUUGAAAACCAAUGGAUCAACCUUCUGCUCAGAGGAAAUGUUCCGCACAUUACGUAACUCGUCUCAAAAUCCAUCAACAUUCCUACCUUUAGCCAUAAUUUUCUUUUUUUUUUCAUUCGGUGAUAACAUAGCUGGAAAGUGUGGUUUGUAG